Molecule: messenger RNA, 3197 nt
Organism: Spea bombifrons (plains spadefoot toad)
Lineage: Eukaryota; Metazoa; Chordata; Amphibia; Anura; Pelobatidae
Product: calcium-activated chloride channel regulator 1-like
Exons: 14
Coding region: 55-2895 (946 amino acids)
Biological process (GO): chloride transport
Molecular function (GO): intracellularly calcium-gated chloride channel activity
Source: RefSeq, a predicted model, not a curated record
GCAAGUACUUAAACAUCUGUCAAACGUAGACACUUACAAGGACUGCGGAGUACAAUGGCACUAAAAAAGUUCUGUGUAAUAAUAUUAGCAUUUGAAUUAUUCUCAGCCUCUCAGUGUUCCAUGGUCAAGAUUAAUAAUGGAGGAUAUGAAGAUAUUGUUAUUGCAAUUAACCCAAGGAUACCUGAAGAUAUAGAAGUGAUUGAAAAAAUAAAGGAUAUGGUGAGAGAAGCUACGCAUUACUUAUUUGAUGCUACAAAGAAAAGACUUUUCAUAAAGAGCGUGAAGAUCUUAAUUCCUUUUACCUGGACAGCAUCACCUAAUUACAUAAAAUCCCAGACAGAAACAUAUAACGAGGCUGAUGUUGUCAUUGAAACUCCUCACCUCAAGUAUGGAGAUGACCCAUAUACUCUUCAAUAUGGGAAGUGUGGGGAACCAGGACAAUAUAUUCAUUUUACCCCUAACUUCUUGAAGGAUGACAAAAUGAUUGAUGUAUAUGGGCCUCGAGGUAGAGUGUUUGUUCAUGAAUGGGCUCAUUUUCGAUGGGGGGUGUAUGACGAGUACAGCACAGAGACACCGUAUUACAUUGCUAGGAAUGGUAAAGUAGAAGCUACAAGGUGCUCGACUGACAUUGUAGGUGUUAAUAUGAAGAUACCAAGUCAAUGUGCUGGAAAUUCUUGCAAACCAGAUUUUUGCCUCUUUAAUUCUUCAACUGGCCUUUAUGAAGAUGAGUGUUUCUUUCUCCCAGACAAGGACCAGUUUGUCAGUGACUCUUUGAUGUACCUGCAGGCAUUACCAUCUGUAUCCCAAUUCUGUGAUAAAACGAGCCAUAACACUGAGGCGCCUAACCUACAAAACAGUGUGUGUGGAUAUCGUAGUACAUGGGAGGUUGUCAAGAAUUCUGUUGACAUAAAAAGUACUGCUCCAUUAAAUAACUUCAUUGUCCCCGAACCUUCUUUCACACUCCUGCAGCAUAAGGAGAGAGUGAUCACAUUAGUCCUUGAUGUCUCUGGAAGCAUGGGAAGUAAUUCCCGGUCAGAACGACUGUAUCAGGCUGCAGAAGUAUUCAUUAUUCAGAUCAUUGAAAACAAUGCUUCUGUUGGGCUUGUCGAGUUUUCGAGCUCAGCGUCCAUCCUUUCACAUUUGGUAAAAAUAACUGGUGAAAAAGAGCGUUUGAAUUUAAAGGCCCGUAUUCCCAAAAAAGCUAGUGGAGGAACGAAUGUCUGUCAAGGAAUUCGGUCUGGAAUUCAGGUUAACGAAAGGUUUGAUGGAUCAGCAGCUGGCACUGAAUUAGUACUACUAUCAGAUGGAGAAGACAAUUAUGAUACCAAUCUUUGUGUUUCUGAAAUACUGUCGAAAGGAAUAAUUCUUCAUUUUAUAGCUCUGGGACCACAAGCUUCAGAGGCAUUGAAUUACACUGUACAGAAAACAGGAGGAUUAUAUUUUUCAGCAUCAGACAGACUGGAUGCUAACGGAUUGAUUGAUGCUUUUAGCUCACUUGUGUCUAGAAACGGAGAUACCACUCAACAGGCUAUUCAGCUUGAAAGCAGAGGUUUGAAUUUGGCCAAUUCAAAUUGUUUGAAUGGCACAGUUUUCAUUGACAGCACGGUUGGGAACGACACAUUCUUUCUGGUUACAUGGCAAUCUGCAGUCCCAGCUAUCACUUUACAAGACCCAACGGGGAGAGUAUACAAGGAAACACACUUCAGUACUGACCAAGCUUCCAAAUCAUCCAGACUACAGAUCCCAGGAACUGCUGAGAGAGGACCAUGGAUUUACAGCCUUUGCAAUAAGUUAAGUACAACUCAAAGCAUUGGUAUAACAGUAAAUUCUAAAGCAGCUGAUGAACGUAUACCACCAGUUACUGUGAAGGCCCACAUGGACAAGGACAUAAACAAUGAUGGCAAUCCAAUGGUUGUUUAUGCGUCAGUAAGUCAAGGAUUACUGCCUGUAAAAGGAGCAAAAGUCACAGCGAUUAUUGAGUCAGCAACUGGAAAUUUGGAGACCAUAGAACUUUUGGACAAUGGAGCAGGUGCUGAUAUCGUAAAGGAUGAUGGAAUCUACACAAGAUAUUUUACCACUUUCGCUGUAAAAGGAAGAUACAGCUUAAAAGUACGAGUUGAAAGUGGCAAGAAAAGUCGCCUGGUGCUGCCAAAGAAUCGCGCUCUUUACAUACCAGGCUAUGUAGAAAAUGGUACAAUUCAUGUGAAUCCUUCAAAGCCAGAAAUUAACGAUGAAGACCUUAAUUUGGGAGAAUUUAGUAGGACAGCUUCAGGUGGUUCUUUUUUGGUGAAUAAUGUUGUCUCUGGUAGUCAAGACAUAUAUAAACCUGAAAAAAUAACAGACCUGAAGGCAAAGAUAGAAGGAAGUGCAGUUGUGUUGUCUUGGACAGCAACUGGUGAUGAUCUAGAUAAAGGAAACGCCGCAUUGUAUGACUUAAGAAUGGACACCGAUCCCAUAGAGCUCAGAGACAACUUUAACACUACAGUACAAGUUAACAUCUCCAGUUUGAAACCACAGCUGUCUGGAUCUGCAGAGACAUUUACAUUUGUACCUCAAAAUGUUGUUAUAGAAAAUGGAAUUGUUCUUUAUUUUGCCAUAGUUGCCAUUGAUAAAGUUUCUCAUCGUUCUGACAUAUCUAACAUAGCACAAGCUGCCCUGGUCAUCCCAACCACAACACCAGCCCCAACCACAACACCAGCCCCAACCACAACUACACCAACCAAAACUUCAUUGGCUCCCAUCACGUCAUCCAGUAACAAUUCAGGGAAGCUGAACAUAACCCAUCUGACAUUGAUAGUAUGUUCAGCAGUUAUUAUAAUAUGUGUUAUUAUAAGCAUCACAAUAUGUAUUGUGAGCAGACAUAAAAAGCCCAGAAAACCAGAAAUGAAGCUGUGAUCAAAAUGGGUGAGAAAUUCUGGAAUAUUACACUCCUAUUUUUGUCUUUAGUUUAUCCAACAAUAUAUUCAGUGGUGCCCCGUCACAAAAGCAUAAAAAAGGUUAUUUAGCAUUAGCUGCUAAAAAAACCUGUCUCAAGAAUAAGGGCACUGAUACAAUAGAAAUAUAAUGCGUUUAUUGUUUUUUUUUAAUAAAAGUGAUUAUUUGGGUAUUUUGUGUACAUUGCAGUUAACUGUAUUUUCAAAUCAUGUAUUGUUGGUGUAAUUUAUAAAUAAACACAUGGCAGAUAUUUUUAUACUCAA